Messenger RNA from Sebastes umbrosus (honeycomb rockfish), 4511 nucleotides. RefSeq names its product paxillin-like. Gene Ontology annotation, biological process: substrate adhesion-dependent cell spreading; transforming growth factor beta receptor signaling pathway; endothelial cell migration. The record is from RefSeq and is a predicted model, not a curated record. Lineage: Eukaryota; Metazoa; Chordata; Actinopteri; Perciformes; Sebastidae. The coding region runs from base 323 to 3919 and encodes 1198 amino acids. The transcript is spliced from 14 exons.
GGUGUCGCUGGUCCCUGCCUGUAGGGUCUGGUGGGCUGGAUGUGGGGCUGGAUCCGGGCUGUAGGAGACUCCAGGGGGGGCAGCAGGGUAUGAGGAGUGUUUCUGUGUUAGUGAGUGUUUGUGAGUGUUUGAGGCUCGUCGAGCAGCAGAAGGGAACUUGAAAACUUCACAGCUUUCCACCGAGAAGGAGAGAUCUGCUGUUCCCGGGGCGAGCAGAAUAACGGCUGCUUUCUUCGCUUUCACCGUCCAGCUGUUUCCAGAUCCACAGAGGAACGAGGACCGGGUCCCGGUUUCUCAGCGUUGGAAGCGAUUUCCGGCCAACAUGGAUGAUUUAGAUGCUUUGUUGGCGGACCUUGAGUCCACAACAUCCCACAUUUCCAAGCGUCCGCUCUUCCUGUCUGACGAGAGCGCCUACUCCUUCCCUGUCGGGGGUCAGACCCAGCAAGACCUCAGCUCUCCUCCCCAAGUCCCACCCACUCCCUCUGAGCAAGCCCUGAACGGACUUGAUGAAACAGAGUCCUUCAGCUCAGCUCAGAGAAGUCCCUGGUCUAGAGAUAGCAGCAGUCCAACUCAACCCAUCGGUGAAGAGGACCACGUAUACAGUUUCCCUAAUAAGCAGAAGACUAGUGAGUCAUCAGCUGCCAUGAACUCAUCCUUGGGCAGCAACCUGUCUGAGCUGGACCGCCUGCUGUUGGAGCUCAAUGCUGUCCAGCAAAGCACCCCUGUCUUCCCCACAGAAGAAGAAGCAGCUCCCCCGCUGCCUGCCAGCAGCGUCAUCCACCACGUCCAGGAGAACGGAGUCUCUACUGCAGGCAAGACUGCUCCACCUGUGAUGGAGAAACCCAAACGCAGCGCGGCAGCUCGGGGAAUAGAGGACGUACGACCAAGUGUAGAGAGCCUUCUGGAUGAGCUGGAAAGUUCUGUGCCAUCACCCAUUCCCACACCGUUGGUGUUGUCAGACGAACAAACGGAUGGACAAGAGGAAACACCAGCACAGCAACAAGCCAGAAUGUCGGCCUCCUCUGCCACACGAGAACUGGAUGAGCUAAUGGCCUCCCUGUCUGACUUCAAAGUCCAAAGCAAUUCUGGCUCUCAGUUGUCUGUGAAUCAGGAGGCUGUAGACCCUUCAUUGGAAGCUGGUUCCCCAGGAACCGCCCCGUCUAUAAUUCCUAGUAUUGGUUCAGUGGAUACUCUUCUACCUUCUAGUUACACUACUCCCUCCUGUACUCCUCUUCCACUGGAGCUCCAUAUAAAUGAAGAUGGUAGCUCAGCUCCUACAUCUUCAGCUGCUUCCACUGUAGUCGUUGCAUCGUCCAAGAGUGUUCAGUACUCCCAGAUCCAACAGAUAGAUGAUGGUGGCAUCGUCACCUCUGAGAUCUCUCUUGUGGAGAGCCUCAGUAUCUCUAGUACCACAAAGCCUCCUAGUCAAGCUGAAGUCAACAGUAAAGUCUCAAGUCCACUUGGAAAGAGCGUAAGCCCAGCUACUGUUGGCAGAAGUUCUAGUCCAGUAGUUGUUUCCAAGAGCCCUAGUCCUGUUUCUGUGUCUAUAACCCCCAGUCCCAUUCUUAGAGCCAAGACUCCUAGUCCACCUGACCUUAAAUUCUCCAAUCUUAGUCAGUCUCACAAGAACCCAAGCCCAAUCCCUAAAAGCGACAGUCCAGCUCCUGUAAAUCGUAGUCCAGAAGCAGCUGCAAAGACUGCUAGUCCAGUCACAGUUACGAGGAUUUCAAGUCCAGUUCCUAAAAGUGCCAGUCCAGUGCCAGUCCCUAUUAUCUAUAGUCCGGUACCAAAGAGUGCUAGUCCAGAAACAGUUCCCAAGAGUGCUGGUCCAGUGUCAAUUUCAAGACUUUCAAGUCCAGUUCCACAGAUUGCAAGUCCUGUGACAGUCCCUAAUAUCUCUAGUUCAGCAAGUGUACCGAAGAGUGCUAGUCCUGAAACAUUGCCGAUGAAUGCUUCCCCAGUAAUGCCCCUAAGGCUUUCGAGUCCAGUGACGGUUCCAAAGAGUGGAAUCUCAGUUCCUAAAAGUCCUGCUCCAGUCGUCAGAAAAAGUUACACAGUUCCAGGCACCAGCAGUCCCAGAGCUUCACCGGUUUCGCUUGCCGCUGUGCCAUCAAGGAGCCCGUCUUCCCCUCUUGCAGAAAAGCAGGGAGUUGAAAUGCUGGGUUUAACAUGGCCAUGUCGGGAGCCUUUUUUAGAUGAUGCUUUAGACAAACUCUUAGCCCCCGACCCCAUCAGUCCAAGUGGGAACCCGCCACCUGCUCCCGUCAUGCCCGGAGAUGAUGACAGAUCUUGGGAGGAGGAAGACGGACUUUUCCCUUAUUUCAGCCGAGAGGGAACCCUGACACCCAUGACUGAGUCCAGCUGGAUGGACGAGUGUUUCACCCCCUCCACCUGCCCCGGGACACCAGAUGCGACGAUGGACCUUCCCACACAGCAGCCCUCUGCUGUCGAGCGACUAUCUGCUUCUGGCCAACUCAAGUCGGUUAUCCGCCGCACCAAAGAGACCUCCAAUGUGCAUCCAAUGUUCAGGGAGGGAAUGCGACGUAAAAUGGGACCGGUUAUUGUGAAUAAGAGCAACUCGCAAGACCGACUCAUUUUGGAGCUGCAGGGGAAACUGGGAAUUGGGCGAGUGGAGCACAAGCGUAAACAACAGCCAGAUGAUUGGAUGACGGAGGGAGUCAUCGUCAUGUCCAACCCACAGCGAACACGGGAAGAAAGGGCCCAGCCAUCUGUGGAUAAGAUCAUCAUCCCCCCAGAAUCACCUGCCCCACAGAGAAAAGUCCUCCCCCCUCCGCAAUCCCCCCCAGCACCCAAAAAGGCACCCCCAGUCAAGCAGACUCCUCCAGCCCUACCUCCUCCCCCUCCGACACCCCCCCCUCCUCGAGAACCUACUCCUCCUCCCCCGAGGGAGCCUACUCCUCCUCCUCCUCCUCCUCCUCCCCCCCCCAGGGAGCCCACGCCUCCCCCUGUUCAGCCCCCUCCAUCACCUAGCCCCCCUCCCAAGCCUGUCACGCCACCCCCGCCUCCCAAGGUCUUUGUAUCAGUGGGUUGUCAGACUGAGUAUGACCCUAUCUUCCCACCAAUGCAGAUUCAGUCCCAGGGAAUGACUUCUCCCACCAGUCCCCCCAAACCAGCCAACAAGCUGGACAACAUGCUGGGAAGCCUGCAGUCCGACCUCAACAGACUCGGAGUCCAGACGGUGGCUAAAGGUGUGUGCGGAGCCUGCAAGAAACCCAUCGUUGGGCAGGUGGUGACUGCCAUGGGCAGAACGUGGCACCCCGAGCACUUUGUGUGCACCCACUGCCAGGAGGAGAUAGGCUCCAAGAACUUCUUCGAGCGCGAGGGGCAGCCGUACUGUGAGAACGACUAUCACAACCUGUUCUCACCACGAUGCCACUACUGUAAUGGACCCAUACUGGAUAGAGUAGUGACUGCUUUGGACAAGACCUGGCAUCCAGAGCACUUCUUCUGCGCCCAGUGUGGAGCCUUUUUCGGACCAGAAGGUUUCCAUGAGAAGGAUGGAAAGGCGUUCUGCAGAAAGGACUACUUUGACAUGUUUGCCCCUAAAUGUGGCGGCUGUGCCCGUGCCAUCCUGGAGAACUACAUCUCUGCUCUCAACUCACUGUGGCACCCUGAAUGCUUCGUCUGCAGGGAGUGCUUCACGCCAUUCAUAAACGGCAGCUUCUUUGACCACGAUGGCCAGCCGUACUGCGAGUCGCACUACCACGAGCGGCGCGGCUCGCUGUGCUCCGGCUGCCAGAAGCCCAUCACCGGCCGCUGCAUCACGGCCAUGGGCAAGAAGUUCCACCCGGAGCACUUUGUCUGCGCUUUCUGCCUCAAGCAGCUCAACAAAGGCACCUUCAAGGAGCAGAACGACAAGCCCUACUGCCAAGGCUGCUUCGUCAAACUCUUCAGUUAGACUGUGCGUUUGUAUGUAUGUGUGUACACGCGUCUACGCAUUUAUUUACAUGUCUGAAUGCACGUGUGGAUGUGUGUGCAUGCACAUGUCUAGCAUGUACGAGUCAGUGAAGUGUUUUUUUGAGAACGAGGGUGGAUCACAUCAUAAGGGUGAGAAAUGUCUCUUGACGAUUGACCCUUGACACCGGCUGGCUGUCCAACCUCUCAGGCUCGCUAUUUCACACUUUUGCUAAAGACGUUUUUAACAGAGCCCAAAGAGAUUUUUAUUUAGAGUUUUCCUCCUGUGUGCGGCAAAGAAAAUACGCUAAUUUCCCCCUAUGCGUGUGUACAUACAGUCUGCGGGCGUUGAAUUAAGACUUCCUCAGAGCCCUGAUUUGUAAAUGAUUUAAUUCCCCCAUUGCAGGGCAAGACCUUGCACCCUAUGGUGGUUUUAUGCAGAUAUGAGACAGCUGCUUGAUUGCAUGGACCAUGGAGAAUUGACUUUUAGAAUAUGUUGAAUACAUAGUGCUUGGCCAAUGAGUGUUACGAAUAAUCUAUGAUAAAGAUGUAUUUUUCUAGCUUUGGAAACUAUUGAGGUGCCAUUUAAAAAAAAA